Medicago truncatula (barrel medic) is the source of this 1534-nucleotide messenger RNA. RefSeq names its product deoxyhypusine hydroxylase. Bases 185 to 1138 code for a protein of 317 amino acids. The transcript is spliced from 7 exons. The record is from RefSeq and is a predicted model, not a curated record. Gene Ontology annotation, biological process: peptidyl-hypusine biosynthetic process. Gene Ontology annotation, molecular function: deoxyhypusine monooxygenase activity. NCBI's taxonomy places the organism in Eukaryota, Viridiplantae, Streptophyta, Magnoliopsida, Fabales, Fabaceae.
UAAGGGCGUGAAGGGCUUUAAUUUGUGGGGUAAAAUUUAGGAGUAUAAAGAUCUAGUGUGCUCGCCCCUAAAAAGUUUUGAGUCCCUAACUAUUCUAACACCUGAACUCGCCGAUCGCCUCCGUCAGACCCACCACCGUCUUCAUAAGCCCACACUCUCUUCUCACAAUUUUGUUAAUCGCUCUAUGUCUGCGAAUUCGCUAAACGACGUUGCUUCGUGCUCAUCAGAGAUGGAGAAGUUCCUGUGCGAGUUGCUGUUGGACUCAACCCAGCCAAUCUCCGAACGCUUCAGAGCACUCUUCUCUCUUCGCAACCUCAAAGGCCCCGCCCCUCGCACCGCCCUUAUUCUCGCGACAAGAGAUUCAUCAAAUUUGUUGGCACACGAAGCUGCAUUUGCAUUAGGGCAAAUGCAAGAACUCGAAGCCAUACCUGCUUUAACCUCAGUUCUUAAUGAUCUUUCCUUGCAUCCCAUUGUUCGCCAUGAGGCAGCUGAAGCACUAGGCGCUAUUGGUUCAGAUAGUAAUGUUUCUCUUUUGAAGCAUAGUUUGGAUUCUGAUCCAGCUCAAGAGGUUCGAGAAACAUGUCAAUUAGCUCUUCAACGUAUUCUCAAUUUAAAACAUGCUGCUGCUACUGAUGAUUCGACCGCACCUGGUAUUUCUCCGUUUAAGUCUGUUGAUCCUGCGGCACCGGCCAGCUCUUGUUCUUCAGUUAGUCAACUAAGGGAUUUACUUCUCGAUGAGGAAAAAGGGAUGUAUGAGCGCUAUGCAGCUCUUUUUUCACUUCGAAAUGAUGGCGGAAAUGAAGCUGUUGCUGCUAUUGUUGAUUCCUUGGGUUCCAAGAGUGCUUUACUGAAACAUGAGGUUGCAUAUGUUUUGGGCCAAUUGCAAGACAAAGCUGCUUCAGCUGCUCUAUCCAAUAUACUUAGAGAUGUGAAUGAGCAUCCAAUGGUUAGACAUGAGGCUGCUGAAGCUCUUGGUUCAAUUGCAGAUGACCAAAGUGUAUCCCUUCUUGAGGAAUUUUCGGCAGACCCAGAGCCUCUUGUUGCACAAAGUUGUCAAGUUGCUCUAAGCAUGCUAGAAUUUGAAAGAUCAGGGAAAUCGUUUGAGUUCCUGUUCAUGCGUACUCCAAUUGUACAUUAAAUGUUUUCUUAUGGUGAUGUAUUUCAAUGAUGUCAAGAAAUGAAGAGUCCGUAUGAGAUUGAAGUGACAAGGUCAGCAAAAUAACGUAGACAGAGAAAAACUGGUGGAUUUCUACAUUUCUUAACUCAAAGUUGAUUGAAUUAGGAAAAACUAGCCCUAUAAAACAAGGGUUGAACUGUGUUUUGUUAAUUUAUGACAAGAAACAUUUUGUGAUGAAUUGGAAGAAUAUUAUACUUGCCAAAAGUAAAGUCUACCUUUUAUUAUAGCUCUGCCACUGUGUGGUAGGAGACAUUUUAAUAUUAUUUACUUGUGGAAAAAUUGUAAAACUCUGGAUGCUUUAUAAUUCAUACUUCAUACCAAGAUUUGGCUGACAGCAGAAUUUGGGAUUUUGAUAAA